This is a messenger RNA of Entamoeba invadens IP1, 579 nucleotides long. Its product is annotated as hemolysin-3, putative. The transcript has 2 exons. The coding region runs from base 1 to 579 and encodes 192 amino acids. The record is from RefSeq and is a predicted model, not a curated record. Gene Ontology annotation, cellular component: membrane. NCBI's taxonomy places the organism in Eukaryota, Evosea, Mastigamoebida, Endamoebidae.
AUGAAUUUCGUUAUACCGGACUCGUACUGUAUUCGAUACUUCUUCCAAAGACUCGACCACAUUUCAAUAUACAUCAUGAUCGCAGGGUGUUACACUUGCUUUAUCCUUACAAGAACGUUUGCAAAAGGGUGGAACAAAAUGGGAUUUUUGGCUAUUUUUAUCAUCUUUGCGAUGGCUUUGGGUGGCUUUGCAUUGACUCUUGUAGCUCCCCCUACCACGAGAACAGAUGUUAUCAUGUACCUUGCUAUGGGGUGGUCGUGCAUCAUAUAUGGGCCUGCUGUUGUUUACUUCUGCCCAUACCCUCUCAUUUUCUACUUGUUUAGUGGAGGAGUGUCAUACGCAAUUGGCACCAUAUUUGUUUCGUGGGAUAAACUAUUUUUUAAUCACGGAAUUUGGCACAUGGUUGUUUGGUUCGCGAACUUCCAACACUCACUUGCUGUGUUGAUUGCUACCGACGACGAGAACGUUGUUGGGUUUGCGAGACCAUGGACUUUGAUGAAAGAACUAUUUCUUGAGUUCAUCGGAAAAGCCCCAAACACUCCAGUCAUGAAAAAGACUUCUGUAAAGAUAGAAGAAUGA